GUUCGCUGGCUAUGAAGGACUCGCUCACAAAUUUAUUUGAAAGCUGCACAAAUUGUUAGCUAGGAAGUGGAAGGGGCAAGCAGAAUAUAAAAUGGAAAAAUGAAUAUGAUGUGGAAGGCUGCUAUAACCUGGACAAGCUGUGUUUUAAGCCAGCUGAUAUCCUUCUCUCAGGAAAGGCUAUUUGCGGUGGAUAUGCUCGACUCUUUCAAGCAAUGUGCAGUGUUGCAGGGAUACAGUGCGAGUAUGUGAGAGGCAGCUGCAGCGUAACGGGGAAGAGCAACCAUGCCUGGAAUGCUGUCUGCAUUGAUGGAAGGUGGCAUCUCUUAGACUGCACCUGGGGAAGUGGCACUGUGGAUGCUGCUUUUAGCGAGUUCACUUUCAGUUACGAUGAGUUUUAUUUCCUCACCCACCCCGCUCUGUUUAUUGAGAAGCACUUCCCUGAAGACCCCAAGUGGCAGCUUCUGAAACCGACGGUGACACUGGAGGAAUUUGAAGACCAGCAGGAUCCUGACUUAAAUGCAGAAGGACUGACCGUUGCUGUCAUAAGACUACCAGCCACUGAAAAUGGGUACUAUGUGGUUUACUUCCUCAACCAUCCUGUUCUGAUUAUUAGAACUUCCCAGAGGAUCCCAAAUGGCAACUUCUGAAGCAGACAUCUGCACCUCCAGCAGCUUGAAUGUAAUCCAAAUUGAAUGUUAUUUGAUAUCGUUCAAGGAUAGUCACUUGUCUCUGGCAUCACUGCUAAACUGACCACAGUUUUGGUGCAUAGGGUUUUUAGCUUGACACAAAGUUCUAAAAAGUGAAAAUAUAUGUAUAAUACAUAUGACAUGAUACUUGUUUCAAUGAGCUCUGAAGCAUAUGCUAAAAUCGAUUGCAGUAUCUAUUUACAAAUUUACAGUAUAACAAAGAAAUUGGGGAGGUGUUCCAGGAUUUCUUUAUAAAGGCCAUAUCAAAAAAUGAGUAAAGUGGGAAACCCUAGAUUGAUUUUGAAAAGCAGAGAAUGAAAGGGCACAAUUAAUGUUUAGGCAUAAACUUGUUCGUAUAAAAAUGUGUUAAAAUGCCCCCCCCCCAAUCAUUCAAUUUCCAGACUUUCAGAACUUAUAUCCUUUACAGCACAGCAACACAAAUCAUUAGCUUUUUAUCCACCAUAUUCUUGAGACACCCUAAUGUGGUCCUAUCCAUUCACUUAAAGUAGUAGCAGAUUUUUUUUAUAGCAAACAGUAAAUAAAAAGAGUACAAUCCAUAAAUUGGUGCAAACUUUUGGGGCUUGCCUUUGAUUUCCAAGUGUGUUUGUAAAUGCAAUAAAGUUUCACUGUUCUCCGGCAAAUGUGU
Podarcis muralis (Common wall lizard) is the source of this 1332-nucleotide messenger RNA. NCBI's taxonomy places the organism in Eukaryota, Metazoa, Chordata, Lepidosauria, Squamata, Lacertidae. The record is from RefSeq and is a predicted model, not a curated record.